Angiostrongylus costaricensis is the source of this 498-nucleotide messenger RNA. The record is from the annotation of a GenBank genome assembly. Lineage: Eukaryota; Metazoa; Nematoda; Chromadorea; Rhabditida; Metastrongylidae.
GCCCGAAUUUCAACGUUUGUUACACACGGUGGACUUGGUAGCACAACAGAAAUCGCCUAUACGGGAAAGCCUGCAGUGAUGUUAAUUCCGCUGUUCUGUGAUCAAAAACGAAACGCCAAUAUGCUAGCGAGACACGGCGGCGCAAUUGUGCUCGAGAAACAUGAGUUGGCGAAUUCCACUAAGAUCGCCGAAGCAAUAAACACGGUCCUAAAAGACAAGAGCUAUUCUAUGAACGCUAGAAAACUCGCCAAGAUGCUUGCUAACCAGCCAAUCAGCGCUAAACAAUUGAUGAUACGACAUGCAGAAUUUGCAUUUUGUCGUGUUAGAGCCUUAUUAGGCAACCACAGCAAAUAUUUGCUAGCCCUUUUGGAUGGGAUGAGAGUUAGCCUUCUUCUGGCUGGAAUCGAUUGCUGCGAUUACUUCAGUUACAUCGAGCGGUGUAACAUUCGGAGUCUAGUUUUUCUUCUAAUUUUAAGAAAACCAGUGAUGCAUAGAUGA